Messenger RNA from Oncorhynchus gorbuscha (pink salmon), 4565 nucleotides. RefSeq names its product AP-2 complex subunit alpha-2-like. NCBI's taxonomy places the organism in Eukaryota, Metazoa, Chordata, Actinopteri, Salmoniformes, Salmonidae. Gene Ontology annotation, cellular component: membrane coat; AP-2 adaptor complex. Gene Ontology annotation, molecular function: clathrin-cargo adaptor activity. Bases 101 to 2944 code for a protein of 947 amino acids. Gene Ontology annotation, biological process: clathrin-dependent endocytosis; intracellular protein transport. The transcript has 22 exons. The record is from RefSeq and is a predicted model, not a curated record.
CCUCUUUAACAAAAACCUACCCCCGAACAACUGAUAUAAAGUGUAUUUACGGUCUGACUGCGGAGAACAGGCUAAGAAUAAAACUAUCGCGUGGAACAAAAUGCCUGCAGUCUCUAAAGGAGAUGGAAUGCGUGGCCUCGCUGUGUUUAUAUCGGACAUUAGGAACUGUAAAAGUAAAGAAGCAGAGAUCAAGAGAAUUAACAAAGAGUUGGCCAACAUCCGCUCAAAAUUUAAAGGAGACAAGGCACUAGAUGGCUACAGUAAGAAGAAAUAUGUGUGCAAGCUGCUUUUCAUAUUCCUUCUUGGCCAUGACAUCGACUUUGGCCACAUGGAGGCAGUCAACCUGCUCAGCUCCAACAAGUACACAGAGAAACAAAUUGGUUACCUGUUCAUCUCAGUGCUGGUCAACUCAAACAGUGACCUCAUCAGCCUUAUCAACAAUGCCAUAAAGAAUGACCUGUCCAGCAGGAAUCCCACUUUCAUGAACCUGGCCUUGCACUGCAUUGCCAAUGUGGGCAGCAGGGAGAUGGCUGAGGCUUUUGCAGCUGAGGUGCCCCGCAUCCUGGUGGCUGGGGACACUAUGGACAGUGUGAAGCAGAGUGCUGCCCUGUGCCUGCUGCGUCUCAACAGGACCUCUCCAGACCUGGUACCCAUGGGCGAGUGGACCACCCGGGUGGUUCAUCUGCUCAAUGACCAGCACCUGGGUGUGGUGACCGCUGCCACCAGCCUGAUUACCACACUGGCACAGAAGAGCCCAGAGGACUUCAAGACCUCUGUCUCCUUGGCUGUAGCCAGACUCAGCAGGAUCGUCUCCUCGGCCUCCACUGACCUGCAGGACUACACCUACUAUUUUGUUGCAGCUCCCUGGCUUUCUGUCAAGCUCCUGCGUCUCCUACAGUGCUAUCCUCCGCCUGAGGAUGGUGCGAUCCGGGGCCGUCUGACGGAAUGUCUGGAAACCAUCCUGAACAAGGCCCAGGAGCCUCCCAAGUCGAAGAAGGUGCAGCACUCUAACGCUAAGAACGCUGUGCUGUUUGAGGCCAUUAGUCUAAUCAUCCACCAUGACAGCGAGCCCACUCUGCUGGUGCGGGCCUGUAACCAGCUGGGCCAGUUCCUCCAGCACCGGGAGACUAACCUGCGCUACCUGGCCCUGGAGAGCAUGUGCACCCUAGCCAGCUCCGAGUUCUCCCAUGAGGCUGUUAAGACACACAUCGAGACAGUCAUAAAUGCCCUCAAAUCGGAGAGAGAUGUCAGUGUGCGUCAGCGUGCUGUGGACCUGCUCUAUGCCAUGUGUGACCGCAGCAACGCCAAACAGAUUGUAGCAGAGAUGCUCAGCUACCUGGAGACAGCAGACUACUCCAUCAGAGAGGAGAUGGUGCUAAAGGUGGCCAUCCUGGCAGAGAAGUAUGCAGUUGACUACACCUGGUAUGUUGACACCAUCCUCAACCUGAUCCGCUUCGCUGGGGACUUUGUCAGUGACGAGGUCUGGUACCGCGUCAUCCAGAUCGUCAUCAACAGAGAUGAAGUACAAGGUUAUGCUGCCAAGACAGUGUUCGAGGCACUCCAGGCCCCAGCCUGCCAUGAGAACCUGGUGAAGGUCGGAGGGUACAUUCUAGGGGAGUUUGGGAACUUGAUAGCAGGAGAUUCGAGGUCGAGUCCACUCAUCCAGUUUGACCUGCUCCACUCCAAGUUUCACCUGUGCUCAGUGCCCACCCGGGCUUUGCUGCUCUCAGCCUACAUCAAGUUCAUCAACCUUUUUCCUGAGGUGAAGGGCACCAUCCAGGAGGUGUUGCGCUCAGACAGCCAGCUCCGCAACGCAGACGUUGAGCUACAGCAGCGUGCUGUGGAGUACCUGCGCCUCAGCUGCAUUGCCAGCACUGACAUACUGGCCACUGUUUUGGAGGAGAUGCCUCCCUUCCCUGAGAGGGAGUCCUCUAUACUGGCCAAACUCAAGAGGAAGAAGGGACCAGGAAACCUGCAUCCCGAUUUGGAUGAGAACCGCAAGGAACGCAGUGUCAACGGGGGUACUGCAGACCAUAGCAGCACUACCUCAAAUGCCAAGGUGUUCGCGUCCCCCACUACCUCCACAGACCUGCUUGGCCUGGGCAGCACCAUUGCCACUCAAAACUCUGCCCCUCCUGCCUCCAAGGGGGCAAGCCUGCUGGUGGAUGUCUUCUCUGGAAACACAGCAGCCUUUCCUGUAGAGACACCAGUGGCAGUGGGGCCUGUUGCAGAUGAGAACUUCUCCAGGUUUGUUUGCAAGAACAAUGGUGUCCUGUACGAGAACCAGCUACUCCAGAUCGGCCUGAAGUCUGAAUUCCGACAGAAUCUGGGUCGGAUGUAUGUGUUCUUUGGUAACAAGACAUCAACCCAGUUCAUGAAUUUCGCUGCCUCUGUAGUCUGCCAAGAUGCUCUGCAGGCUCAACUGAAUGUCCAUGCCAAGCCUGCAGACCCCACUGUGGACGGGGGUGCACAACUCCAGCAAAUACUCAACAUUGAAUGUGUGUCUGACUUUGUGGAUGCACCAGUGCUCAACAUUCAGUUUAGGACGGGGGGAACUCUCCAGAACAUUGCUGUUAAACUGCCUAUUACUUUAAACAAGUUCUUCCAGCCUACAGAGAUGACAUCGCUGGACUUCUUUCAGCGUUGGAAACAACUUGGAGCCCCUCAGCAAGAGGUACAAAAUAUCUUCAAAGCAAGGCAUUCCAUGGACACAGAGGUUACCAAAGCCAAGAUAAUAGGGUUUGGUGCUGCUUUGCUGGAUGGGGUAGAUCCAAACCCCUUCAACUUUGUGGGAGCUGGUGUCAUCCAUACAAAGACCACCCAGGUUGGCUGCCUCUUGAGACUGGAGCCUAAUACUCAAGCACGGAUGUACCGCUUAACACUCAGGACAAGCCGUGAUACUGUGUCACAGCGCCUUUGUGAUCUGCUCUCAGAACAAUUCUGAACUGUUUCCAGAUCAGGUCGUCUGAACUUGGCAUACCAUAGAACUGUACAAGCUCCCCCUGCCACUUCUGAAGACACCACAUAGUUCAUAACAAACAGGUCACACUUAUCCUUCCCGUCUGUUUCAAUUAAAUUGGAAUUGAUAGUGUAAAUUAUUUUUUAUAUUUGACUUAUUAUAAAUGUACUGUAUCAUUUUUCACUCACUUGACUAAUAUUUCACUGCAUUAAAUCUGCCUUAUGUCCUUGUGCGCAAAGAAUAUUUACGUCUGUGCUUUUGUUGUGGAAAAGGCUUUGUCCUCUCCCUGUACUUUAAAGACCUAUUGACUGGAAGAAUUGGAGUUCAGGGAGACUGGCAAGAAAAUGCCUUAAUUGUCUAAUCCAACUGAGUAAUGAUAGUCCAUAGACACAUCUAUUUUGUGUUUCAGAUCCAGGGUUACAGUUACACAAGCAUACAUGAAAAGAUGUCAUCUUAUUUAGUUCUAAGGAUGGCAGCUGUUUUCUGCUCUUGUCUUACCUGAAAACAAGCCCUGUCCCUGAACACGUCAUGACCCUAUUGCAAACCCUAGCCAUUGUGUGAUUUUUGGUUUGUUUGUACGGAGGUGAGAAUUUAAAUGGCAGUGGUCAUUAUGUAGAUAUUUCCGGCUGUUCUUAACAGUCAGGUAAAGGGACUGUUAUGAGAAAUCAUCUUCUUGUUAGUAGUGUGUGUGCACGCUUAUGUUAAACAAACCACUAAGGAAUGAAGUGCUGUCAUUAUAUUCAGAUAUGCAUACAAUUGUGUGUCCAACCAAAGUUCUGUCCCAAAUCAGGCGGUAUUUGGUAUCUAAUAUGUCUCUAGAACAUGUUUUGUAUCCAAUGAACUUUUUUUUUUUGUAGAAACUACACUGGCUGGAAUACGGUUUUAACCAAUCAGGGUGAGAACCACCUGUUGUGUAAUCUAUGAUUAUUAUACAAGCAUACCGGUAUCUGUCACCACUACGGAUCCCUUCUAGAACAAAGGCUGGAACUAUGUAUUUAUUUCAUUGGUUAAUAGGCUAUUUACACAGUUAAGGUUUUAGGUUGUUGAUAGUGUACCAUCAGAACAGUCACCAGAUAAUUUUAUAUUUUUGAAAUGGUAGAGUGCAAUAUAUAAUACAUUCAGCCAUUAGGUAUGCAUAACCCAGUUACAUCUAAAUGCCAGAGGGCACUUUUAUGCUCAUAAUAUAGGUGGUCGGCGUGUUAAACUUAAACAAGACAUUCAAUUACAAACUCUGUACAUGUUGAUGGAUUCAAUGAUUAUCAGAAUUACGAAUGUAUUCUUGUUUUUGGUAAACUGCGUAUAGGACCCUAAACUUAUCCUUGAUGGUAAAACAUAAAUCUUUCCUGCAGCACGUAGUGGUUUAUCUCUUGGCCUCUAGCGAGUACUCUUCACACAGCAGUUGAAUGAUGGUUCAGGAAAGGAGCUGAGUUUCAUGGUUAGUCCUAUGCUUGUACACUUGGAAAAUGUUGAAUGAAACUUGACUAAUAGCGGAAUAUGUGAUGACCACAAUUAGUUCUGUGAUGUAGGGAGGAGCAGUUUUGUUUUAAGCAUAGAUAUUUACCCUGAAUCAAUAAUAUAAUUCUGAUUAAAUUAUGGCGUAACUGGG